Caenorhabditis remanei is the source of this 1233-nucleotide messenger RNA. RefSeq lists its product as uncharacterized. Gene Ontology annotation, molecular function: DNA-binding transcription factor activity; sequence-specific DNA binding; zinc ion binding. Bases 1 to 1233 code for a protein of 410 amino acids. The transcript has 7 exons. Gene Ontology annotation, biological process: regulation of DNA-templated transcription. NCBI's taxonomy places the organism in Eukaryota, Metazoa, Nematoda, Chromadorea, Rhabditida, Rhabditidae. The record is from RefSeq and is a predicted model, not a curated record.
AUGAAUCCCUCCACCUCUACCUCAUCUUUAUCCUCGCUCGGAGCAUCAUCUGGCACUAAUACCCCCGAUAUGGGGAAAUGUCAGAUAUGCUUCCAGGCUGCACACGGAAAACACUUUGGUGUAGACAGCUGUCGCGCGUGUGCCGCGUUUUUCAGACGUGUUUUUGUGACGCAUAAACAGCAUUUCAAGUGUAGAGAUGGGAAUAAGAAGUGUCUGCCGGAUAGUUAUGGGAGAUGGAACUGCAAACGCUGUAGAACCGAUAGAUGUUUUGCACUGGGGAUGAAACCUGACAAUAUCCAGUACAACCGAGAUCACUUUUUCUGUUCUGAGGACUUCUUGACCAGAAAAUGCAAUCGAAUCUCUAGAUCUCCACCAUUACCAGAGCAUACGUCGUUCAUAGAUAUCUCACCUUUACUCGAGACUUUACAAAAAAUGUUAUCAGAUAGAUCUCUCAAAGAUUACGAUAGAAAAUGUUUGAAUCCUCUCCAAAAACUAGCCUAUGGCCUACGAGAAGUCAGGAAAACACAAAUCUGGGAUGAUCUACCAAUUACCGAAUGUAUAGGGAAGAAUGAGUCCUUCAUUUUCUGGAAAUCAGAGGUGGAAAGGGCUUGUACAUGGCUGUCAUACUUCGAUGAGUUUCAGAAGUUGAGUAUAGAAGAUAAAACCCAUAUCAGCAAAUGUAUGUGGAUUAUAUUCACUCGAUUGGAGAGAAGUGCGAUGACCGCUGAGUUAAGAAGAGCGAACAAGUGUGGGAGUAGUGACUACGCAUUCACCACCUACUCAGUUAUCAACACCAAAACCUUAAAAUGGGAUUUCAACUGGCUCACACACUUCCCUUCCGAUCAAAUGCAAAAUUUUCUUGGAACAACUCAAAUGAUUCUCUGUGAACCAUUAACAAAUUGUAUGGCAGAAGUACAACCUACUGAAGAGGAACUAUGUUAUAUUCUUUGUGAUCUAUGUUUUUAUUUCCUUGGCAGCAAGUUGGGCGGUGCGAUGCAGGAGACAAUGGAACGGUUUCAAGGGAUAUUGGCGGAUAAUUUGCAUCAAUAUUAUGUGGAACACGAUAAGACAUCGAGAUAUUCGCAUAGGCUUGGACAGAUAUUGAAAAUUAGUCAGCAGUAUAAGAGCAUAAUGGAGGAAAAGCGAAAGAUCCGAAUCCUCGGCGAGAUUUUCAACGCAUUCCGUGUACAAUGGUCUCACAACGAUUUGUUUAUUUAUGAGCGUUUCGAUUAA